This is a messenger RNA of Radiomyces spectabilis, 3746 nucleotides long. RefSeq names its product PMCA-type calcium-translocating P-type ATPase. Gene Ontology annotation, cellular component: intracellular membrane-bounded organelle; membrane. The coding region runs from base 307 to 3522 and encodes 1071 amino acids. Gene Ontology annotation, biological process: intracellular calcium ion homeostasis; calcium ion transmembrane transport. The transcript has 14 exons. Gene Ontology annotation, molecular function: ATP hydrolysis activity; ATP binding; P-type calcium transporter activity. Lineage: Eukaryota; Fungi; Mucoromycota; Mucoromycetes; Mucorales; Radiomycetaceae. The record is from RefSeq and is a predicted model, not a curated record.
ACUUUUUCUUUUUCCUUUUUAUUUUUUUUCUUACACAUUUUAUAUAUAUAUAUAUAUACAUCCCAAUUCUGUUGGCCGAACCAUCCAUUGCGAUCAAAUACUAUUUUCUUUUUUUGUUCCAGGUUUUCUAUCAAGGAAAGAAAAAAGAUAUAUUAUACGCAUUCCAUAUAUUACAUAUAUGCAUACACAUAUCCACGUCUACAUCCACGUAUUACCAUCAUUGUUUGCCUAAAACUAGCGUCUCUGCUAUCACAUCUACCUUUUUUUUUUCUCUUUUGAUUUGUCCUUUUUUUGCUCUUUGAAAUCAUGCCGCCUCAAUUAUCUGAUUCGACAGCACCCUUGAUACCUCACGAACAUCGUUCAAAAAAAAAUUUCUCGGUCUCGGCCGCCCAGUUGUGCCAGCUUGUUGAUCUGAAACAUCCUUCGCUACUUGCCGAUCUCGGUGGCACACACGGAAUCUGUCAGGCUUUGAAAGUCGAUCCCACCGUCGGUCUCUUUGCCGAUGAAACGUUCGAUCCCUGUUAUGGUAUUGUGAAAUCCAACGACACCGAGCCUUUUGCAGAACGGAAAGCUUUAUUUGGCAGAAACGAAAUCCCUGAAGCGCCCGCCAAAACAAUUUGGUCCCUACUUUGGGCCGCUUACAACGAUCAAACCCUCAUCAUGUUGACAAUUGCCUCUGUCGUAUCUUUGGCCGUGGGUCUCUGGGAAGACAAUUCUGCCAAUCAUCCAGUGGAUGAACCCAAAGUUGGAUGGGUUGACGGGGUUGCAAUCCUUGUUGCAGUUGCUGUCGUCGUCAUAACCAAUGCCAUGAAUGAUUAUGAAAAAGAGAAACAGUUCCGCAAACUGAAUGCUAAAAAGGAAGAACGUCCCGUCAAGAUCAUGCGUGACGGUAUCGCCCAGCAAAUUCACAUUCAGGAGGUUGUGGUCGGCGACAUCAUGUUCGUUGAACCGGGAGAUAUGCUGAAUGUCGAUUGUCUGUACAUUGAAGGACAUAAUUUGCGCUGCGAUGAAUCCACUGCUACCGGUGAAUCGCAUACAGUCAAGAAAAACACCGACCUCCAAGGCGACUGUGUAUUAUUGAGUGGUUCAAAAAUCCUGCAAGGUGUGGCCAAGGUUGUUGUCAUUGCGGUUGGCACCAAUUCCUUCUACGGUCGAGCCAUGACGUUGAUGCGCAAUUCUUCCGAAGAUCAAACCCCUCUGCAACUGAAACUCAAUGUGCUUGCCGAUCAAAUUGCGAAAUUCGGUUUCGCUGCAGCCGGUCUGAUGUUUGGUGUCCUGUUGUUGAAGCUUGUCAUCUUGAGCACGGUCUCCAAUCACUGGGUCUCCACCAAUGAAUUGCUCAGCGAGCUGAUCACAAUGGUGAUUCAAGCGAUCACUGUCAUUGUCGUCGCUGUACCGGAAGGCCUUCCGAUGGCCGUCACCCUGGCUCUCGCAUUCGCCACAACCGAGAUGUUAAAGGACAACAACUUGGUGCGUCAUCUUUCCGCUUGCGAAACCAUGGGCAAUGCUACGGCUGUAUGCUCAGAUAAAACAGGCACUUUGACAGAAAACAAGAUGACCGUAAUCACCGCUACAUUGGCAGAUAAACAAUUCACCAAGGUGUCCGAAAUGCAACGUUGGCGUUAUCAAGUGAGCCCAAUUGCUUUAGAUCUGCUCGUCGAAGGCAUUGCCAUCAACUCUACAGCUUUUGAAGGACGAUCGCCCGAAGGUGUCACCAAGUUUGUUGGCUCCACCACCGAGUCCGCUCUCAUUGAUUUCAGUCGAAAAUUAGGCUACUCUUAUCAGCAAAUCAGAUCUUCAAGCAAGAUCGCCAACGUGUAUCCUUUCAACUCGACUGUCAAGAGCAUGACCACCGUCAUUCAAGUCAAUGACAGCAAUGUACCAUCACCUGAUCGAAAUACAUAUCGUCUGUAUUCCAAGGGAGCCCCUGAAUCCAUUAUCAAGGCAUGCACCCAUUAUAUCGAUCUUAGAGGAAAGGUCAAGCCCUUGGAUCAAUGUACCCGCUUGCACCAUGAGAUGCUUGUAAACGAAUACGCCGAACGCUCGCUCAGAACGUUGGCCUUGGCUUACCGAGACGUAGAUCAUGCUACCUUCUCAUCAUUUCACCCAGACGAUGCUCCUGUCAAUGAUCUUAUUUUCCUAGGCAUUGUUGGUAUUCAGGAUCAGUUGCGUCCAGGAGUCAUCGAAUCGGUCCAAGCCUUCCGUCGUGCUGGUGUAUUCAUUCGUAUGAUUACCGGUGACAAUAUUGAGACUGCCAAAGCUAUCGCCAAGGAAUGCGGUAUCUUGACUGCCGGAGGCAUUGCUAUGACAGGCCCCGACUUCCGUGCACUUUCUACCACCGAACAACAACGUGUAAUUCCCCGUCUGCAGGUGCUUGCCCGCUCAUCACCCAUUGACAAGACCAUUAUCGUGUCUCGGUUGCAAGAGAUGAAUGAAGUAGUGGCCAUGACUGGUGACGGCACCAACGAUGGACCUGCUCUCAAGAUGGCUAAUGUUGGUUUUGCCAUGGGUAUUACCGGUACCGAGGUAGCCAAAGAAGCUUCUGAUAUUAUUUUGAUGGAUGACAAUUUCAAUUCCAUAUUGCAAGCCUUGAAGUGGGGUCGUGCUGUCAAUGAUGGUGUACGAAAGUUCUUGACAUUCCAGCUCACCGUGAAUGUAGCAGCCGUCGUUCUUUCUUUUGUCAGCGCCGUAGUGUCAGAAAAAUCGGAAUCCAUUCUCAGCGCGGUCCAGUUGCUCUGGGUGAACAUGAUCAUGGAUACUUUUGCUGCUCUCGCUCUUGCCACCGAACCCCUCUCCGAUGAAUUGAUUAACCGUCGACCACUGCGCAAGGACUCUAGUCUCAUCAACUGGCGCAUGAGUCGUAUGAUCAUCGGUCAAGCUAUCUUCCAGAUUUUCGUCAACUUGCUCCUCAUGACUCACGGUCCUUCCGUCUUUGGCCUGUCCAACUCGGUGGAAGACAAUCGCAUUCUCCGUACCAUGGUAUUCAACGUCUUUGUCUUUUUGCAAGUCUUUAAUGAGUUGAACUGCAGACGUAUCGAUGAUAAUCUGAACAUCCUCCGCGGCGUUCGUCACGAUUACCUGUUCCUGGCUAUUCAGGCAUUCACCGUUAUUGGUCAAGUGCUCAUUGUCCAGUAUGGCGGCUUGGCUUUCAAGACUGUUCCAUUGACGACGUCUCAGUGGCUGUUUACGAUUGGCAUUGGAUCGCUUUCCAUCCCUGCCGGUACCUUGAUCCGUCUGUUACCCAACCAUAUACCCUACUUUUGGAGCGAGAAUAACGACGAUGAAUUCGUUCACACCGUCAGCUACUCUCGUCUUCGAUGGGAAGCCGCGGUCAAUCAUAUUCUCCGUGACGUCAAGACCAUGUCCGAUGACCCAAAAGCCGUCAUGGUAGCGCACAAAUUGAUAGCUGCCUCAAAGUAUGACAACAUCCACGAUUACUUACAGGAGGACAUAUACGCACCUGCUCCACGAUCAUACGACAUUACUCGUGGAAAAGCCGAUGGUCGUCCUGCUCCUGUAUAAUGACUUGUGGGCCUGCCUAUUCUUUGCGCUUUGUACAGUAGUUUGCUCGACUCUUGAUUUGUGUGCUAUGCGCAAAACGAGGAACGGCGCCUUUCUUUUUCCUCUCUCUUUUGCAUUUUCUUUUUACUGUAUAGCAAACUGUUCGUUCUUCUUCCAUCUUUUUGCUCUUUUAUUGUAAACAUAACGUGGUUCUUUUUUUUUUUUUUACUUGUUCUUUCUUUCUU